Molecule: messenger RNA, 2327 nt
Organism: Microplitis mediator
Lineage: Eukaryota; Metazoa; Arthropoda; Insecta; Hymenoptera; Braconidae
Exons: 3
Coding region: 159-1931 (590 amino acids)
Source: RefSeq, a predicted model, not a curated record
UUAAUAAAAUUACUCUCUGUUAAUUUUUCGAUAAAUGUGAUCAGAAGUCUGUCUUUCAAAUAUCGGCAACUUUCUUCAUUCAAAUAUUAUCACUAAAAUCAAAUAGUUUAGUUAUUUCAAAAUCUAUUUUUUGUUACAAAAGUUUUAUAAAUUUAUUCAUGAUGAUAUCAAUAAAAAAUAUUAUUUUGAGUGUAUGGUUUGCAAGUGUUUCUUGUUAUAAAUUCGAAAACUUCAAUUUACCAGUAACAGAUACUCCAAUCACACACAUCAAUAUGGCUCAACUUUUUGAACUUUGUUAUGCAAAUACAUCAAAUCCUAUAGUCAUCACUAAAAACUUGGCAACGAGUUUGCACAAAAAUUUGGCCGAUACGAUAAAGGCACCUGUUAUUGUCAUAAACGAUGAAUUUAUAUCAAAAGACAUUCAACUGUACUAUCCAACCUAUCCAAUGUAUAUUUUAUCAGUGUCGACUCAAAUGGAACUGGGUGCUCUAUUGAGCAAGCUCAUGAGUUCACCCUUCUGGAGUAUUCAAUCAGCGUUUUUCGUGAUCAUCGAACCUAUAAAAUCAUGUGAAAACGCUUCUAUUGGAGUUUUGGGAUUACUGUGGUGGUAUGAACUGUUAUCAUGUGUCGUGGUGUGCUCCUGCACCGGCACUGAAACUACUCUCUAUACUUACAAUCCUUUCACGAAACGAGCUCCCGAUCCUUGGAUUGAAAUUAAGAAAAAUUGGUUUGACCACCAUCAACGACCAGUGACCUUCUACAAGCAAUCUUUCACUAACGAUCAUAACAUAUGUGCGAAUCUAACUUUUGAUAAAAUUAACCUUCUUGAUGGUUAUCCUGUUAAAAUGGCCGAGGUGAUACCGAAAGAUACAAAGUUUUACUUGACUCAGACAUUUGCUUCUUUGAAUACAACUCCGCAAAUGACUGCCUUCGAAGGAGAUUCUGUUUUACUCGCUUUAUCAAUAAUAAAUAGUGAACAAGACAUUAGUGGAGAUUUGUAUGCUGAUUAUGCAGCUCAAUUUGGAGACGCAGUGCCCGUGAUUUUCGAAAAUUCUUAUGUCAUAGUAACACAAAAGCGAAGUUUUCAACCAGCAUUUUAUGAAACUGAAAGUGUGUUCGAUAUUAAUGGGGCUAUAGGGAUAGUAAUUAUUCUUCUUCUAAUUACCGUCCUGAUUAUAUUGCACAAUGGGUAUCAAGUCAGAUUGGCUAUUCUGGAUGUCUUGAAGCUGUUGAUGAGUAUGGGAAUGGAUGCACCUCUUGAUCGGCUCACCAUGAAAUUAACCUUCUUCACUGCUUUUUUGUUCGUUUUUAUAUUUGGUCCAGCGCUUGAGGGACAAAUAUUCGCCUCACUGACUCGUCCGCCAUCUCAGAACGUGGAGUCUCUUAAGGACUUGUAUGAUCAAAAGUACCACGUAUAUUAUCUUCAAUCGGUCCAUAAUCGUGUAUUAGAAGAGGAAUUAUGGAAAACUGAAGAGGAAAUGAAAUAUUUACAUCCCCGUCUAAGACCUUUUCCCGUAAAAAGAUGUUUGAUACUAAUGAUGCGCGAUCCUGAAGUUGCGUGUGUUAUACCAGAUUUUGCCAUGUUAUUUUGGACUAAGGAAUUUCAUUUUCACGCGUCCAAAAGAUUUGUGUUUAAAACGAAUUUUUUCUAUCAUAAUCGAUUAAAUUGGGCCCUGGGCAAACGAUUUUAUCAGAGAUUAUUAAAAUUCCAAGAAUUAGGUCUCACACAAUUUGACGCACCAACGUACGUACGGAUUGCAUCAAACAAAAUGAAAAAAGAAAAAAGAAAAGAAAGAAUGUUAAAUCAUGACAUAAUUGACGCUGAAGAUUUGACAAAUUUAUAUCUAUUCAUGGCAUUUUUUCAGCUUUUGGCAGUCAUCAUCUUUGGUAUUGAACAUAUUUUCGCAUAUUAUCGCCGUCAGAGACGAUAGAAAUCAAAAUUCAAUAACAUUGACAAAAUAUGCCUAUUAACAAAAACAGAUGCGCUUGAGUCAAUAAAUUUGAUUGUGUAGAUUUCCUCCAUUCAACCAAUUCUCAUGUUUUUUAUUUAAAUUAAGUUAUUUAUUAACAGUCGACUAUCAUAUUUUGUGAGUAUUUGGGCAAAAGCGUCUUCAUUAGAUGUGAUUUUUACAAUAAUAGUUACGCAAGUAAUCAUAACAUCCCUCGCAGAUUUGAAUCAUGGUGGAAACACGGCGGGUUUGUUCUAUUUUACCACUGUGUAUACCCGGUGGUGAAAUGAAACAAACCCACCGUGUAACCACGGUGGAUCCACGGUGUUUACACUUCUACGGUGUUUCCACCGUGAUUCAAAUUUGCAAGGGAUAUAU